Messenger RNA from Helicoverpa zea (corn earworm), 794 nucleotides. RefSeq names its product acyl-CoA Delta(11) desaturase-like. Lineage: Eukaryota; Metazoa; Arthropoda; Insecta; Lepidoptera; Noctuidae. The record is from RefSeq and is a predicted model, not a curated record. Gene Ontology annotation, molecular function: oxidoreductase activity, acting on paired donors, with oxidation of a pair of donors resulting in the reduction of molecular oxygen to two molecules of water. Bases 9 to 764 code for a protein of 251 amino acids. The transcript is spliced from 4 exons. Gene Ontology annotation, biological process: lipid metabolic process.
CACUGGUGAUGUACGUGGUGAGCGGGCUGGGCGUGACAUGCGGCGCGCACCGGCUGUGGACGCAUCGCUCCUACAAGGCCACGCUGCCGCUUCAAGUGCUGCUGCUCUUCAUGUUCUCCUGUGCUAGUCAGACAUCAGUCCGCCUAUGGGCUCGCAACCACCGCCUGCACCACAAGCACAGUGACACACACGCUGACCCGCACAAUGUGGGCCGCGGCUUGUUCUACGCGCACAUCGGCUGGCUCAUGAUGAAGAAGCACCCUGAGGCACUGGCCAAGGGGAAGACUAUAGACAUCAGUGAUAUUGAGAACGAUCCGCUGUUGAGGUUUCAUGAGAGAAACAUCCUCUGGAUCAACGGCCUCUGCUGCUUCAUACUGCCCACGUUAGCAGGCGUGUGGUUGUGGAACGAGCGCUGGUGCACCGCGGUAGCCUGGCAGUGCUUCAUACGUUACGCUUCUGCUUUCCACUGCGAGUUCACUGUGAAUAGCUUCGCUCAUGCGUAUGGGUAUAGGCCUUAUAACAGCACAAUACCCCCUGCAGAAUCCUGGUACGUGUCUCUCACGACUUUGGGCGAGGGUUACCACAACUACCACCACUCGUUUCCCUUCGACUACAAGGCGGCGGAGACCUGGGACCUGCUGAACCUGUCCACGGCCUUCAUACGGGUGUUCCGCAGCAUCGGCUGGGCGUAUGACCUCAAGGAGGCAUCUGAAGAGUCGGUGAAAGGUCUGAUGGAGAGGCUCGGGAAGUCUGCUGCGACGUGAUAUAGAAUAUAGGUUUACAUAUUAAUUAUA